This is a messenger RNA of Scutellospora calospora, 850 nucleotides long. The record is from the annotation of a GenBank genome assembly. Lineage: Eukaryota; Fungi; Glomeromycota; Glomeromycetes; Diversisporales; Gigasporaceae.
AAUUUCAAAAUCUCGUCCAAUUAUUACUGCUUAUUCACAAGAAUUACAGGAACAAGUUGAAAUUGAGUCUCCGAUAAAUGAUGAACCUCCAAAAAAAAAUAUAAUUUCUCAUGAUGACAUAAUCAUACCUACUUUAGCAAAGAAAUUAAAAAUGAACGGACAAUUACCUUAUUCUAAUCAUGAUGCCCUGUUAGGUGUUAGUGAUGAACCUGAUAAAGUUAAACCAAAGCCAAGACCAGAAUCUGGAUAUAUGGAUAUAACUGAUCAAGUUGAAAAUCUUUUUGAAGAUAUAAUUGAUCAAGUUGAAAAUGAACAACUAACGGUUACGAAAAAGCGUGCGUCAGUUGUAUCUCAACGACGUCGACGACGAUCCACUCCCAGAAGGCCAACAAGGAGAUCACGUCCAAAUUCUCAAAGGAAUAGUAAAUCAUUUAGUGAACAUUAUGUACAAACUGAUGAAAUAAUGAUCCCUUCUACAGUGGAAGAUGAACCUUCUAAUGAUGAUGGUGUUAGAAAACGUAAUAGAAAAUCACGAAGAGAAGAAUAUGUGUUCUUAGUUAGGGAUGAAGAAGAAGAAGAUGAAAUUAAUACUGAGCCGAUAACAUAUUCUGAACCACCGACGUCAACUACACCACCACCACUUCCUCUUGAACAAGUACCUGUUGAGCAAAAUGAGAUAUUGGCGGAUACUAACAACGAUUCGUUAACGGCACAAUACGAAAGGCAUAAUAUCACGGUUCAUCCAGUUCAAUCAAAUGUCGCACCUGUCGCAUUGAAACUUGAGAGAACUUUAACUAAGACGAUAGGGGAUUGGUUCUUUUAUUUCGGAUUCAUUAAAUGUGGGCUGUGA